Molecule: messenger RNA, 789 nt
Organism: Lathyrus sativus (Indian pea)
Lineage: Eukaryota; Viridiplantae; Streptophyta; Magnoliopsida; Fabales; Fabaceae
Source: the annotation of a GenBank genome assembly
AUGCUUCACACUAAGAUUUUAUUUCUCCCAUUUACAAUAUUCCCCAUGUUCACCCUUGUACAAUUCUCAAUCAAUUUUUCACACUUGAAACCCAAUUUCAACUUCAAUGAUGGUGUAUACAGGACACAGCCCACUUUCUCUUUUUCUCAGUUUGACCCAAAGUUUACUUCUUUUCAUCUGGGUAGCUUCAAGUUGAGAGCAUACAGGGAAAGACGGUCCUUCUUGGGAGGUACAGUGUUUAAAAAUGGGGUUUUAUUUGAGGAGAAAGGGUGCAAGAAAAAAAAUAGAGUGGUUUUGGUGAAAAAUAAUCAAGGGUUUGGAUUCAAUAAUGGUGGUGGUGGAGGUGGUGGAAGAGAUGAUGGUGGUACUGCAAGGAUUUUGGGAAAUCUUGCUUUGGCUAUUGGGUUAACUUAUCUUUCAAUGACCGGACAACUUGGAUGGAUUUUGGAUGCUAUUUUCUCCAUUUGGAUCUUUGCAGUCUUAGUACCGAUUGUAGGUAUUGGUGCUUUCCUCUGGUGGGCAGGAAGAGAUAUAAUGAAAGGCACUUGUCCAAACUGUGGAAAUGAUUUUCAGGUUUUCAAAUCGACUUUGAAUGAGGAAUUGCAGUUGUGCCCUUUUUGCGGUCAACCUUUUUCUGUUGAUGACAAUGAGUUUGUAAAGGAAUCUGUAAAGUUUUCAAACCAAUCUACAACAUUUGGAGAAGCAUUCGACAAUUUCCCGCGUUCUAGAAAUGACGAGGAUUCUGGUAGAGCAAUUGAUGUUGAAGCUGAAAUAAAAGACGUCGAUUGA